AGUAUAAAAUCUUUGUGUUGGUGUAAUAAGUAUCAAUAAAGCAAUGAAUAAGUAUUUAAUUUAUUAUAGUUAUUAUAGUAUUUAUUUUAAUUAUAGUGGCUGUUAAAGAAAGUCGCUUCGCGCUGUGUGAAGAGUCGUGACUCGGUAGGCGGGAGACGUAAUUGCCGUCGCGAGCAAACAGUCGGUGGCAUUUUUAUCAUUUAAUAACUUUAUCAUGAACCCGCCUACGGGGGACGCUGAAUGAAGAAUCCUCAGUCGACAGAGAUCGGUCGUAGUGAGACAGUGCCCUCGCACGAACAAAUUAAUACUGACGUUAUAAUGAGUGCUGCGAUGGACGUGACGGGUGUGAGCGAGGAAGACCAAGGAUACGCGUUGCGGGCUAAAAUCAUCACAAUGGUUUGCCUAUUCGGCGUUUCCAUGGUGGUCGGAUGUGCUCCCAUGCUUAUUUCCAUGAAAUUCGGUUGGUUUUCGAAGUCUAGCGGACCAGACAUGAGGACAUCUAACCAGUUGGUGAUUGGACUCCUGUCUUUUGGCGGCGGUGUACUAUUUGCGACUACUUUUAUGCACCUGUUGCCGGAAGUUGGGGAGAAUAUUGAGUCACUGCAAGAAUUGGGCCAAAUAACAAAGAUGCCGAUAUCGCUGGCUCCUCUGAUAAUGUGCAGCGGUUUCUUCAUGAUGUACCUAGUCGAAGAGCUAGUGCACGUUUACAUCAACAGCCGAGACAACAAGACAGCCAACACCAGCUUCACGAGAGUACUGAGUAUACGACGAAGCAGCACGGAACAAGAGACUACGGAUAAACCUAUCAAAGAGCUGGAAGCGCAAAGACACCACGGUCAUAGUCAUUUGGCUGUGGAGUCAGAUGACACUAUAGUGGCUGCUCUGCGCGGUCUUUUGAUUGUAUUGGCGCUGUCUAUACACGAACUGUUCGAAGGUCUCGCUGUUGGGCUCGAGUCGUCUGCUAGAAGUGUUUGGUACAUGUUCGGAGCAGUAUCAGCUCACAAGUACAUAAUAGCGUUCUGCAUCGGUGUGGAACUCCUGGCGGCCGGCACCAAGCGCUGGCUGUCCAUCGUGUACAUCUUCACCUUCUCCUUCGUGUCCGCGCUCGGCAUCGGCGUUGGCAUCAUCCUGGUCGGCGGCGCUGGUGCCACUGAGGCGGGCAUAUACUCUGUUGUGUUGCAGGGGCUAGCUUGCGGCACGCUGGUUUACGUGGUGUUCUUCGAAGUAUGGCGGCAAGAUCGUACAGGCCUGAUGCAAUUCCUCUGCUCAAUACUAGGCUUCGCGUUGAUGGUUUCCUUGGAAGCUGUAGCUAAUUUAGUUGUUUGACGAAUGGAAGAACGCUAUGAAAACAUUCCCAAAGAUAUUUUCGCUUGGAGUUGUGAUUAGAUUAUCGUGACUUCGAUAUGCGAAUAGUGACGUAAUUAUUACUUAAAUAUAAUGUUAUACGUAAGAAUAGUCAUAAUUAAUAAAUGUUUACGUAUUAUUAUUA
Bicyclus anynana (squinting bush brown) is the source of this 1489-nucleotide messenger RNA. Its product is annotated as zinc transporter ZIP1. Gene Ontology annotation, cellular component: plasma membrane. Bases 241 to 1326 code for a protein of 361 amino acids. Gene Ontology annotation, biological process: zinc ion transmembrane transport. The record is from RefSeq and is a predicted model, not a curated record. The transcript has 6 exons. Gene Ontology annotation, molecular function: zinc ion transmembrane transporter activity. NCBI's taxonomy places the organism in Eukaryota, Metazoa, Arthropoda, Insecta, Lepidoptera, Nymphalidae.